Molecule: messenger RNA, 1674 nt
Organism: Penicillium nucicola
Lineage: Eukaryota; Fungi; Ascomycota; Eurotiomycetes; Eurotiales; Aspergillaceae
Exons: 4
Coding region: 1-1674 (557 amino acids)
Biological process (GO): transmembrane transport; carbohydrate transport
Cellular component (GO): membrane
Molecular function (GO): carbohydrate:proton symporter activity
Source: RefSeq, a predicted model, not a curated record
AUGGCGUUCAGGGACAUGUUGGGGAAAACAAUGCUGGCAGACUAUCGAAGGAGAAUCAAGAAUGCACCGCGAGAGGUGAUACUGAGCCCAAUGCUGUUGCUGUCGUGCGCAAUGUACGCCACUGCAGCAAUUCCUUUGACUUGGGAUCAAGGAUCAGCAUCUACCUUGCCUUCUCUCGAGGGCUUCCAGCGACAAUUUGGUAUCAGCGCCACGGCUGGAGCGAAUUCGACCAGAAACUUUGUCUCUCUCGUGUAUAUCGGCGACGCUGUUGGGGCUGCUCUGUCGUUCUUCAUCAACGAUCGAGUUGGAAGACUGUGGUCUUUCAGACUAUAUUCCACUAUCUGGAUCAUUGGCCAGCUGGUGGCAACCUUUGCCCCUGGGCCAUCGGCCCUGUACGUGUCUCGAAUCAUUUCCGGUCUGGGGAUUGGAUCGCUGAGUGUUACGGGUACUGUGUCCAUUGUCGAAUUGGCCCCAUCAGAGAUUCGUGGUUUAUUGGCAGCAUGGUACACUGUGUUCAUGACACUAUCACUGAUGCUUGCUACAUUUUGCGCGUACGGUGUGCAACUCCACAUGGAGGCAAGUCGUCUACAAUAUCAGGUCGUGAUGUUCUCUCCGUGCGUGUUUAUGGCUCUCUGGAUCGUUGCCAGUUUCUUCCUCUGUGAGUCACCUCGCUGGCUAAUUCUGUCAAGCCGACAUGACGAGGCCGCGAGCACCUUGGUCAAGUUACGACGCUUGCCGCUGGAUCACGAUCGGGUUCAGCAAGAACUCCAAAGUCUCCAAGAGUCCAUCCAAUCAGAGAAAUCAGCUCAUGAUCCGAAUGACAAGUCGCCAUCCAAAAUCGUCAGUCUCGCAAAGGAGACAUUCACAGUCCCAUCGAAUCGUCGCCGAGUCCAACAAGCUCUUAUUUUAUACGCAGUCCCGCAGUUUUCAGGUGGUAACUCAAUCACGAGUUAUUUCAUUCCAAUCCUCAAGUUCGUUGGCUUGUCUGGCAGUUCGUCGAAAAAUCUGUUCCUCAAUGGAAUGUAUUCCAUGUCAAAGUUCUUCUUCGGUCUCUUUGGGUCGUUCCUAUUCAUUGACACAAUCGGUCGCCGUAACACGCUGUUCGUCGGUAUCAGUCUUCAAAUGAUCUCCGACAUAUAUCUCGCCGCAUACAUCAAGGUUGAAAAUGAUGGAUCUCCCCCGCAAGCCGCAGGCGAGGCGGCUCUCGCCUCCAUUUUCAUUCACUCCUUUGGAUUUACUAUUGGUCUUUUAACCCUUCCAUAUGUGUUUGGCGGCGAAUUAUGGCCCAACCGCAUUCGAUCCUUCGGUGCUGCUUUCACGCAAACUUGCCACUGGCUGUUCCACUACUCCAUGACAUUUGCAAUGCCAUCUCUGCUUUCGCGAACCGAUAAUUGGGGUGCCUUUGUAUUCUUUGCCUCGUGGUGCGCGGCCGCUCUUCUCUAUGUGUAUCUCCUCGUGCCCGAGGUCGCGGGACUUAGCGUCGAAGAGAUUGACGGUGUUUUCAAUGGACCCUGGAGACUCUUCGGCAGGCAAUCUACACUCCGAGACACCUAUCCGGUUAUCGAAGGUCGCGAGGUGAAUCAUAAAUGCGCUGAUACCGAGCAAGGCCCUCAUUCUGUGGCUAAAUCCGCCCAGGAAUCCGUCGAAGAGCUGUCGUGCUCAUCGUCUCACUAG